Molecule: messenger RNA, 479 nt
Organism: Octodon degus (degu)
Lineage: Eukaryota; Metazoa; Chordata; Mammalia; Rodentia; Octodontidae
Gene: Ahsp
Product: alpha hemoglobin stabilizing protein
Exons: 3
Coding region: 87-395 (102 amino acids)
Biological process (GO): protein folding; protein stabilization; erythrocyte differentiation
Cellular component (GO): cytoplasm
Molecular function (GO): hemoglobin binding
Source: RefSeq, a predicted model, not a curated record
AUUCUUUGCCUGUACCCUGUUUAACGCAAAGUAGUUCCAGCCCGGGAAGUGUGUGGGUGGCGCAAACUGUGCUCUUGGGUGUGAAGAUGGCUCUUCUUCAGGCUAAUAAGGACCUCAUUUCUGUGGGGAUGAAGGAGUUCAACAUUCUGCUGAAUCAGCAGGUUUUUGAUUUUCCUCUUAUCACAGCAGAAGACAUGAAGGUUAUGGUGGAUGACUGGAUGAACAUGUACAUUAACUUUUACCGGCCACGAAUGACAGGGGACAAGCAAGAGCAAGAUACAGCUCUGCAGGAACUUCAGAGUGAGCUGAAGACUCUGGCCAACCCUUUCUUGGACAAAUACAGGGCCUUCCUGAAGUCCCGUGAGGAUCUGAAUCAUGCAGUGCCCCCCUCCUAGCCCAGAGGCCCAGCCCGUCAUGUCUCCAAACACUUCAGUCCUGUCCUCAGGUGAUGGUCCCUCAAUGUGUUACUCUACCUUGAC